This is a messenger RNA of Lichtheimia ornata, 297 nucleotides long. RefSeq lists its product as uncharacterized. Gene Ontology annotation, cellular component: nucleus. The record is from RefSeq and is a predicted model, not a curated record. The transcript has 3 exons. Gene Ontology annotation, biological process: protein sumoylation. The coding region runs from base 1 to 297 and encodes 98 amino acids. Gene Ontology annotation, molecular function: ubiquitin-like protein ligase binding; protein tag activity. Lineage: Eukaryota; Fungi; Mucoromycota; Mucoromycetes; Mucorales; Lichtheimiaceae.
AUGGACAAAGCUGAUACCAAGAUUGAAAAGAAGGAAGGAGCCCCAUCCACCGAACACAUCAACAUUAAGGUCGUCGGCGAGGAUCGGAAUGAGGUGUUUUUCAAGAUUAAACAAAGCACUCCCCUCAAGAAGCUCAUGGAUGCCUAUUGCGAACGUCAAGGCAAGUCGCCUGAUUCGGUGCGUUUCCUUUACGAUGGUGAACGUGUUCAACCCACUGAUACCCCUCAGAAGCUUGAAAUGGAGGAUGGUGACGCUAUUGAUGUGAUGAUUGAACAACUCGGUGGUAGUGGACUAUGA